AUGGAGCGGCUGCGGCCUCUGCGAGGCGGCGGCGGCGUCCGCAGCACGCACACCGCGCGGGCUCCGGCGCGCGCGGGCGACGCGCUCGACGCCCCAGACCCGUCCGAGCUGGCCUCGCUGCUGUCCAGGGCGUCCGCGCCGGGCCCGGGGUCCAUGGUGCUGGCAUCUGUGGAAGACCGCCGGCACCACGCCGGCAAGUCCUGCUGUGCCGCCUUGCCCAGCGGGCGCGCGUCCUGGCGGCGGCCUCGCGGAGGCGCCGGCCGCGCAGGCGGCGGUCGCAAGGCGGUCGGCGAGCCGCCACCGGCUCGAGGCCUCGAGGGGCUGGCCGCGGCCUCGGCCUGGCCGAGGGCCGAGGGGAAGGCCUCCCGCGCGAACGCCCGUACGUGCGAGUAG
Prorocentrum cordatum is the source of this 393-nucleotide messenger RNA. NCBI's taxonomy places the organism in Eukaryota, Dinophyceae, Prorocentrales, Prorocentraceae. The record is from the annotation of a GenBank genome assembly.